AGGCCGCAGACUAUCUGUGCGCGCGCGUCUUCCUGGUCAUAUGACAGAGCCGUGUGGUGAGGAAGGAGCAGCGAGCACUGCACGGGGCUCGGUAUUGGCAUGGGUCGCUGCGUUCAGACCAAGCCGCAGCGGGCUGUAGCGGUCCUGCUGUGGACGGGGCUGUUAGUGUGCGGCACCGCUGGAGAGCGGCAGUGGCCGGUGCCGUACAGGCGUUUUGACCAUCGGCCAAUGUCUGAUCCAUACUGUCAAGCCCAAUACACGUUUUGCCCUACUGGGUAUGCAGAUGGAUUUAUUCCCCUUAUGAAGAAUGAAGAUGUCAUCGAGGUUUUCCGACUACAGGCACCUGUGUGGGAAUUCAAAUAUGGCGAUAUGCUUGGACACUUUAAAAUAAUGCAUGACGCCAUUGGUUUCCGAAGCACAUUAACUGGAAAGAAUUACACAGCGGAAUGGUAUGAACUCUUCCAGCUGGGUAACUGCACCUUCCCGCAUCUCAGGCCUGGCAUGUCGCAGCCAUUCUGGUGCAAUCAGGGAGCAGCAUGUUUCUUUGAAGGAAUCGAUGAUCAGCACUGGAAAAGUAACGGUACUUUAGCAUCAGUAGCAACAAUAUCAGGCUCCAUUUUUAAUCAGUUGGCAAAAUGGAUACGAGAGGAUAACCACACUGGCAUUUAUUAUGAGACCUGGACUGUGCAGGGAUCUUUGGAACGAAACUCAUCUGUGUGGUUUGAUUCCUAUGACUGCAGCAAAUUUGUGCUCCGAACUUACGAAAAGCUUUUUCAGCUUGGUGCCACGUUUAAGAGAAAUAUACCAACAAACUACACUCGCCUUUUCUUGUUCAGUGGAGAACCUGUGUAUCUAGGGAAUGAAAGCUCAAUCUUUGGUCCACAGGGAAAUAAGUCAUUGGCUUCCAAUAUUCAAAAAUUCUACUUCCCUUACAGAUCCCAUCAAUCCUUUGCACAACUUCUCCUGAGUAUUCUAGAUAUAUAUGGGAAGGUCAUUUUAAACAAGACAUUUUAUCUGUAUUAUAACUUUGAAUACUGGUAUUUACCAAUGAAGCCUCCUUAUGUGAAGAUAACGUAUGAGGAAAUUCCCCUACCCUCCAGAUAACGUGCUGACAAGCUUGUACCUUCAGAAAUUGCAUAGCUUCAGUAAUGUGGACUGAACUUUAUUCAUGCCACCUUAGCUCUUACUGCAGUAAGUUGAUCUCUAUAAAGAACACAAUGAAAAUGAUAUAUCCGAACUACCACCAGAAAAAAGUGGAGGAGCUGCCAUUUUUAUGCCCUAUUUUCAAACGGGUCUCUAAACAAGAAAAAAAAUAUUAGAGUUUCUGCAUAUUUCCUCCCUGGAGCCACCUGAGUGGAAGACCAUAAAAGGGCCAUGUAACAAUAGAGAGGCGGUGUAUGGUACAUAUACAAACCUCCUGUGACCAGCUUAGGAGUAGCUACAUCUACCAACUGGUCUUCACCCAGACAGUAAGUCAAGUGGUUGCUACGUAAGUUUAAGAGACUUUGUCUCCCUCCCUGAUAUGUCCUUGCUUCACUCCAUUUUCUGCUCCUGCGCAGCUUAGCAUGAAAUUACUGGGAUUGCCGCCCAGUCGAUGAGGCAGGUCAUCUCUACAGGCAGGGAUUGACUGAAUGGCAUUAAUCGCUAUUUCCUGCCAUGUGGAGGCAGGGGCUGGAAGGGGAGUGCAGUGACCCCAGAAGCCAUCAGAACAGAAGCAGCGGGGUAUCAGUGAGGUGAGUAGGGCCUCUUUCAGAUGAGUGAGUCCCACGCAUCUGACUCGCAAUGCAAGUAUGCGGCAGCUCCCUGCACUGACCGGGUCGCAUAGCAUUAUAUUGAUUUAUGAUGCUAUGUAACCCUUAGGCCCCUUGCAGACUAGCGUUCCUACCGCAGCAAGUCCGCAACGCAGCUCCUGGCCUGAACUCCCAGCGCUGCCGGGGGUCACAUAGCAUUAUAUUGAUCUAUGAUGCUAUGUAACCCUUACAGAUUUGGA
Molecule: messenger RNA, 1990 nt
Organism: Bufo gargarizans (Asiatic toad)
Lineage: Eukaryota; Metazoa; Chordata; Amphibia; Anura; Bufonidae
Gene: CLN5
Product: CLN5 intracellular trafficking protein
Exons: 4
Coding region: 100-1104 (334 amino acids)
Biological process (GO): lysosome organization
Cellular component (GO): lysosome; lysosomal membrane
Molecular function (GO): hydrolase activity, acting on glycosyl bonds
Source: RefSeq, a predicted model, not a curated record